AGCGCCGAGUUUGCGCCCCGCGAGUUGGCGUGGGUCGGCGUUCCCCGGCAUCGCCUGUCGGUCGCCCUUGAGCGAGGCGUCUGCGCAGCACUCGGCCUAGCCACCCAGGAGCACUUGGGCGGGAGGACGCCCAUCAGGGUGGAGCGGACUGGGGCCGGGGCAGCCGCCUCCCGAAGAUGCAGGAUGGCAGCAGAGCCGCCGUCCAGACUCACCUACCGCACCACGGGCUCCACCUGUCUGCACCCGCUCAGCGAACUCUUGGGCAUCCCGCUGGACCAGGUGAAUUUUGUGGUCUGCCAGCUCUUUGCUUUGUUUGCUGCUUUCUGGUUUCGCCUCUACUUAAAGCCUACUAAAACUAGCCCUGAUGUCCGGCACGCGUUCGCCACCAUUUUUGGCGUUUAUUUUGUCAUCUUUUGUUUUGGCUGGUACUCCAUACAUCUUUUUGUGCUGGUGUUAAUGGGCUAUGGGAUUAUGGUCACUGCAAGCAUAUCCAAUAUUCACAGAUACACCUUUUUUGUAGCAAUGGGAUACCUUACGAUAUGCCACAUCAGCCGAAUAUACAUAUUCCACUAUGGAAUUCUUAGUACAGAUUUUUCCGGGCCGCUGAUGAUUGUCACUCAGAAGAUCACAAUCUUGGCCUUCCAAGUCCAUGAUGGAUUGAGCAAAAGACCUGAAGACCUGUCUGCUGAGCAACAUCGACUUGCUGUAAAAGUGAAACCCUCCCUUUUGGAAUACUUAAGCUACCUUCUCAAUUUCAUGAGUGUCAUAGUUGGUCCUUGCAACAAUUUCAAGGACUACGUAGCCUUCAUUGAGGGGAGCCACACGCACAUGAAGUUGUUGGAAGUGAACUGGAAGCAAAGAGGGUUCCACAGCCUGCCAGAUCCUUCCCCCACUGGAGCUGUAAUUCACAAGUUGUGUAUCACCUUGGGGUCUCUCCUUUUGUUUCUGACACUCACGAAGACCUUCCCUGUUACCUGCCUGGUUGACGACUGGUUUGUCCAUAAAGCAAACUUUCUGACUCGACUCUGCUACUUAUACAUUGUCAUGCAAGCCUCAAAGCCCAAGUAUUACUUUGCAUGGACAUUGGCCGAUGCAGUGAAUAAUGCAGCUGGCUUUGGGUUCAGCGGAGUGGAUGAGAAUGGAAAUUUCUGUUGGGAUCUCCUUUCUAACCUAAACAUCUGGAAAAUUGAGACUGCCACAAGUUUCAAAAUGUACGUAGAAAACUGGAAUAUUCAGACGGCUGCUUGGCUAAAGAGUGUGUGCUAUGAGCGGGCUCCCUGGUACCCCACGGUGCUAACUUUCAUCCUGUCUGCCUUGUGGCAUGGUGUCUACCCUGGAUACUAUUUUACCUUCUUAACUGGAAUCCUUGUCACACUAGCAGCCAGAGCGGUACGGAACAACUGCAGACAGUACUUCCUUUCUUCAAAAGCUCUCAAGGUCACCUAUGAUGUGGUCACCUGGGCUGUCACUCAGCUGGCUGUCUCUUACACAGCCGCGCCCUUUGUGAUGUUGGCAGUCGAACCAACCAUCAGUUUGUACAAGUCAAUGUACUUUUUUUUACACAUUAUAAGUCUCCUGAUAAUACUAUUUCUGCCGAUCAAACCACAAGCUCAUAGUCAAAGACCACCUCAGACCCUGAACUCUGUUAAUAAGAAAAAAACAGAUUGAUACCUCGGAGAAAAGCCGGACAAGUGAAAAUGUAAAACAUUCGAAAGAUGAAAUAAGAGGACUGGAGGAUUCUCCAGUGGCUUAGAGGCAAUGUUUACAUGGAUCUUUUUUUUUUUUUCUUAAAGCACAGGGAGUCUUUUUACAAAGGCUUUUUGUCUAUUGAAAUUGGCCAUAUCCAGUUGAUUUGUUUUAGUAUCUUAUAGGACAUCUGAGUGGUGUGGAGGUGUGUAGAGAAUGGGCCAGAGCAGGAGAGAUAGACCAUUCUGGGAUGCCGGAUCUUUGCUUUUGGGGGCUUUCUGAUGUCUGGCUACAGAAGUCUGGAUACUGGGAACCCAGACAUUGGUUCCAGAAGUUAGAAGGAGAUUGCUAAGAAGCCUUGUCCCAAGGUUCCUUAACCAGACCCAUACCCAGACAGGGUUGUUCCUUGGGAAGCCCCAGAUCCUAUGAAUUGUGACAUUACUGGCUUGCGGACACAGUAACUCCACUCAGAAGAUGGUGGAGGAGAAGAAUCAUGGAGGAAGAUUUCAGGGCAUGGAAGACUCUACAAGCCAAGAGAACUCAAUGUGAACACUUGAAUGGACCAAAACUCAGGCAUGCCUAAAGUAGGCUGCUUUUUUUCCAGGGACGUAACCCUUUCCUUUUUGUCUUCUGAACUGAGCCAAGACGGGAAAUCAGAUAGGCUCCUGUACAUGUGUAACAGGAGUCUAAGAGUGGCUGCCAUUUUCCUAAUGUUUUCCAUUUUAAGUGUGCUUUAUCUGCUUGCCCACAGACGGCCCUGAGAAGACACCCCAAUGUUCCUGCCAUUCAAAUGCAGCAGAAUAUCUUUUAAAGAGAUAAUUUUAUAAAAAGUAAUUUAAAGUUCUGUAGAGGAUUAGUAAGAAGCAGCAGAUCUCGCUCUCUUUUCUUCUCAUUUUAUAGAGGUGUUGAUGAUCAUGGCCAUGAUGUACACGUGGGUUGGUUUUCCUUUUCCAAUGUCAUAGCUGACAAAAUCCAACUUCGUUUUAGUUGAAUCGUUGUCUUAGAAAACAGAAAUUGAGAAACAGUUUUCAUUCCCGUCUUUGUUCUGAAUAUGCUGUGGCUCUUUCUAGGGACUACUGGGCAAUAAUCUCCGUGGGAGAAGAAAAAAUGGAUUAAAUUGUGUGGAAAAUAAUAAUCAUGAAAUGUAAGCAGCAAUGGUUGCCCUCAAAUGGUUUGGGAAGAGAGAACUUGUUUAAAUCAGGUGGUUAAAAAUGAAUUUCUUACUGAAUAGUGUGUUUCUCUAUAAAGGAAAUAUUUCUGAACACAAUAAUUGCUUUCUGUUUGUGUUGAUAGAGACUUGACAUUCUGAAGCAUAUGUGUGUAUGUGUUUUAACAAAUGUACACAGAUUUAAAGUUUUACUUGCCUAAAUUGUAAGCAUUGUGGCAUACUUAAAUUUUACUAUAUGUCAGGCACGUGGGUAGAUGUGUGUGUGUGUGUGGUAAACAUACACGUAACAAACCAUUUGCUGAUUUAACAAUUUUUACAUUUUUACAUUUUAAUUUUGAUUGCUUUCAUCAUGUUGUGCUACCAUCGUCCAUUUGCCAAGCAUUCCACCACCAUUAACAGAAACUCAGUUGCAAUGGCUCCUGCUUUUUCCUUCCCUCCUAUCCCUGGUAACCACUAAUAAGCUUUGGUCUCUAUACAUUUGUCUGUUUCAUAUAAGUGAGAUCAUACAGUUAUUUGGCCUUUUGUGACUGACAUGUUUCACUCAGCAUAAUGUUUUCAGGAUUCACUUAUGUUGUAGCAUAAAUCAGGACUUCGUGUCUCUUUAUGGCUGAGUCAUAUUCCACUGUAUGUAUAUAACACGUUUUGUUUAUCCAUUCAUCUGUUCAUGGACACUUGGAGAGUUUUCAACUUUGGCCACGUGAAAAGUGCUGCAGUGAACAUUGGCGUACAGGUGUCUGUUUGCCUUCCUGGUUUUAAUUCUUUUGGGUAUAUACCCAGAAUUGGGAUUGCUGGAUCAUAUGAUAAUUCUAUGUUUAACUUUUUGAGGAACCGCCAAAAUGUUUUCCACAGUGGGUGUACCAUUUUAUAUUCCUGCCAGCAAUGGAUGAGGGUUCUGUUUUUUUUUUGGCAGGUUGGAGUGGGGGAAAGGUUGGGUAUGAUUUCUGAUCUUGACUCCCAACUUUGCAGAUAUGAUUUCUCCCUUAGAUGAGGAAAUUGAGACUCAGAGAGAUGUUUAGUAACUUCCUUAAGGUCACAGAGUUAGGGGUAGAGCUGAGAUUUUAAUCUAGUGUGGCCUCAUGAAAGCCGUUAGCUGGAUGUCUUUCUAUGAGGCAGCCUGCUGAUACAGCAUUCACCCUGCCUGUGAGCUGUUAUCUUCCCAUGUGACUAGCACUUCUCUUAGGAUGAUGAAAUACAAAAGUGAUAUGAUCAUCCUUUAAAGGGUUCAUGUGGCAUUGGUGCUGGGGAGGGAACUAGAAUCUAUAUUCUACAACUUACGUGGGAUAAUGGAUGUUAAGAAGUACCACAUUUGGGCCAGUGUAUGAGGCUCACCCCAACUAACCAGGAAAGUCCUGGGGCAACCGUACUUUGCUGUCUUAAGGGGAAUAUUAAGUAGUGGAUAGGGGCUAGCGAAGGAGCCUUGGUGGCACAGUGGUUAAGUGCUCACCUACAAACCAAAAGGUCGACGGUUCAAACCCACCAGCCGCUCCUCAGGAGAAAGAUGUGGCAGUCUGCUUCCAUGAAGAUUACAGCCUUAGAAACCCUAUGGGACAGUUUUAUUCUGUCCUGUAGGUUUGCUAUGAGUCAGAAUCAACUUGACGACAACAUUUUUCUUUUUUUAGAGGCUAGGGGUUGUAGGUGCCUAAAAGCUCUCAGGGUCUAUCUCCAACAGGAAUACUUUUUGAUGCCAGAAUAAGAAAAAUGCAUAUCUUGCACACCAGCAAAAAAUGGUAUCUAUCACCAUUAGCAUAAAGUGUGUGAAAUGGAGUCCUGGGGUGGUGCACAUGGUUAAUGUGGAAGAAAGGCCUGGCCAAUCUACUUUAAAAUCAGCCAUUGAAAGCCCUAAGGAGCAUAGUUGUACUCUGUUCCUCCUGGGGUUGCCAUGAAUGGGAAUUUUUCUUUCUUUCUUUUUUUUUUUUUACUGCCAUUGGCAUGGAACAUGUGAAAUGAUUCAUAUUACAAUGAAAUCUUUGAACUUACAGUGUGAUUUAUGACCAAUUUAACACAGUGAUAUUUAAGUAUUAUCUUCAUUUCCAAGAGAGGAACUUUGGUAGUAGAGGAGGGGUGUCCACUAGAGUGACCAACCAACCUCCUUUGCCAGAGGCUCUCCCAGGUUUAGGGAGCCCUGGUGGUGCAACAGCUAAGUGCUCAGUUGUUAACCAAAAGGUUAACAGUUCAAACCCACCCAACGACUCUGUGGGAAAAAGACCUGGCAGUCUGUUCCCAUAAAGAUUACAGCCAAGACCUACAAAAUAAACAGGAACACCCAAGAGGAGUGAGCUCCUUUGGACAGUUAAUGAUAUGAGACCAAAAGGGCAAAAUCACCCCAAAAGCAAAGAUGAGAAGGCAGAAAGAGAUAGGAAAACCAGACAAAACGUAAUGGAGAACUCAGGGCAGAAAUAGGGAGAGUGCUGAUAUGUUGAGGGGACUGCGACCAAUGUCUUGGAACAGUCUGUGUACUGUAAGGUCACAAACCAACAAUGAAACAAAAUUAAUAACAAGAGAUGCUGAAGACUUUAUCAUCUGCCCUUGAAGAACUCAUGAUGUGAUCAGGAUGACCGGAUCAAGGGUAGUGAGCUAUGAGGAAAGCCCAGGAGAAUACCAGCAUUUAGAAAUUAUAAAGAGAUUGGGUGCCUUAUCCUCAUUUUCCUGCAGGUUAAGAGCUACUUUAUUUCAUGGUGGCUGAAGGUUAUCCAAGUCAGCAACAUCACAUUUCUGCAGCCUCAUGCCCAGGUGAAAUUAAGCUUGACCUUGUCCUGAAAUUGGAUAUUGAUCUUGCAGCAUGUCCAUACCAGGGCAUGCAGUAGCUGCCCAAAGGGGCCACCUGCACCUCCAGUGUUGCCCAUUCAGGUAGUGGGGUAGCUAAGCCUCUUUGGGGAUCUUUAGUGAAGGUGGAGACUCAGUGAUUCAUGAGGCCCAAGAAGAAAGGUACUUGCAUGUAGAAUGCACAGCCUAAGUAAGCUUUGUCUAACUCUCUAAAUUUAUCUAAGGUCUCUGCUACUAACCUAAGGGGUGGUGGUUUGAGCCCACCCGGUGGCACCAUGGAAGAAAGGCCUGGCAAUCCACUUCCAUAAAGAUGACAGUCAAGAAACUCCUAUGGAACAGUUAGUUCUACUUCUUAAUACACGGGGUCGCUAUGAAUCAGAAGCAACUCAAUGGCAACCAACAACAGCAUUUACUGAGAGUUAUAUUUACAUGCCUUAUCUAAUACAGUUCCGUGAAUAUGACGUUAUUGCCCUCUCUGCAAAGGUGGAAACCAAGGCUCAGAGACUGUAAGUAACUUGCCCAAGGUUACUCAGCUACUUAGUAGAGCAGCUGGGAUUUGAAUCCUGGUUUGAUCAACUUCGAAGCUUAUCUCACCACAUUGUGCAGAAGCACUUUUGUUUUUAGAGAAACAAAGAGUUUUAAGGCUGAAAGCAACUCUAGAACUCAUCUGGUUGGGUGGUUUCCAGUGCAUACUGGCUGGUUCAAUCACCUGGAGAGUGGCAACCAAACCAAAACCAACCCCACUGCCAUUGAGUUGAUUCCGAUUCAUAGUGACCCUAAAGAAUAGAAUAGAACGCCCCAUAAGGUUUCCAAGGAGCAGCUGGUAGAUUCGGCCUGCAGACCUUUUGGUUAGCAGCUGUAGCUCUGGCAAGGAGUGGGGAAAUAGAUUUGCUAGUGAAAACAAAAUACUGACUGUAGCUACUUCCAUCUUCUAAGGCGAGCGACAUACUUCAUGUCAGUGAAGGGUAACUGGUAACCUUUCUGUAACCUGCCUCUGGCUAGGGGAGCUAAGAACCUGGUGGGGGUGGGAGCUAAGUUAAAUCACCUGAUUAUGUUACCAAAAAAAAAAACCACAUUGCCUUUGAGUCGAUUCUGACUCCUAGUGACAUGAUAAGACAGACUAGAAGGUAAUUUGAUGCUUCUGCCAGUGCUUUGUGCUCCUAAAGGCCUUUGUUUGACAGCCGACUCAUAGCAACCCUAUGUACAACAGAAUGAAGCACUGCCCGGUCCUGCACCAUCCUUACAAUUGUUGCUAUAUUUAAGGCCAUUGUUACAGCCGCUGUGUCAAUCCAUCUUUUUGAGGGUCUUUCUCUUCUUUCACUGACCCUCUACUUUACCAAGCAUGAUGUCCUUCUCCAGGGACUGAUCCCUCCUGAUAACAUAUCCAAAGUAAGAAAGACAAAGACAUCCUUGCUUCUGGGACCAUUUUGGCUGUACUUCUUCUAAGACCAAUUUGUUCAUUCUUCUGACAGUCCAUGGUAUAUUCAAUAUUCUUCACCAGCAACAUAAUCCAAAUGCAUCAAUUCUUCAGUCUUCCUUAUUGUCCAGCUUUUGAAUGUAUAUGAGGUGACUAAAAACAUCAUGGCUUGGGCCAAGUGCAGCUUAGUCCUCAGAGAGACAUCUUUGCUUUUAAAGAGGUCUUUUGCAGCAGAUUUGCCCAAUGCAAUACAUCUUCUGAUUUCUCGACUGCUGCUUCCAUGGGUGUUGAUUGUGGAUCCAUGUAAAAUGCAAUCUCGACAAUUUCAAUUUUUUUUCUGUUUCUCAUGAUGUUGCUUAUUGGUCCAGUUGUGAGGAUUUUUGUUUUCUUUAUGUUGAGGUGUAAUCUGUACUGAAGGCUGUAGUCUUUGGCCUUCAUCAGCAAGUGCUUCAAGUCCACUUCACUUUCAGCAAGCAAGGUGUGUCAUCUGCAUAUCGCAGGUUGUUAAUAAGUCUUCCUCCAAUCCUGAUGCUGUAUUCUACUUCAUAUAUUCCAGGUUCUCAAAUUAUUUGCUCGACAUAGAGGUUGAAUAAGUAUCGUGAAAGAAUACAACCCUGACACACACCUUUCCUGAUUUUAAAUCACACGGUAUCCCCUUGUUUUAUUCGAAUGAUUUCCUCUUGGUCUAUGUACAGGUUCCUCAUGAACAUAAUUAAGUGUUCUGGAGUUCUCAUUCUUCGCAAUCUUAUCCGUAAUUUGUUAUGAUCCACACAGUCGAAUGCCUUUGCAUAGUCAAUGAAACACAGGUAAAAAUCUUUCUGGUAUACUCUGUUUUCAGCCACUAAACAACAACAACAAAAAAAAACCCAUUGCCAUCAAGUUGAUUCCGACUGAUAGCAACCUUAUAGGACAGAGUAGAACUACCUAUCCCAUGUCAGCCCUAGGAAAUUAAUAAGUAAGUAGUUCGUGUAUGUUGUGGGGAGCAAACGGUUUUGCUGGAGAAAUGAACAGAACUUCGGGGAAAUUAGGCAUAGACUUCUCGGGAACAAUAAUAAGAUGGCAGAAAUUUGAGGCCUGAGGAAGGGGAAUUCCCAGGGGGUAGACUGGCCAGGGUGACCUUUCAGACUAGUAAGGUGUAGAAUUGCUGUGCCAUUAGGCAAUGUUCUCUUACCAGCAUAGCUAGAGACACUUGAAAAAGCAUGCACUAAGUUCCAGUUUGGACUGACACUGAAAGAAGAGAAAAGAACAGACUAAGAUGGAGAAUGCACUAGAAGCUAAUGACUGUGGAGCAAGAUCUGACCAGGAGGAAUCGAAGCCUCCCUCAGGAAUCCCUACAAAUACUGGCCCAAGUAUUAGCCAUAGUACAGGGACAUCUUAUAAAACCGGAGACCUGGGGGAUAUGCAGGUAGCAGGUAUGUUAACAGAUAAAUUUAAUUCUCAUUAUUCAAGAUAGCUAUAUCCCAUAAAGUCCCCACAAACACUUGAAUUGUUCCUAGGGGAAACUCAGGAUUAGGUUCCUAUGAGCCUCUGGUCACAAUGUUUUUGACAACCAAUCAAUAAUACACAAACCAAACCCAUUGCUUUUGAGUCUAUUCCAACUCAGAGUGACUCAUUCCAACUCAUAGUGACCCUAUAGGACAGAGUAGAGCCACCACGUAAGGUUUCCAAGGAGUGACUGGUGAAUUUGAACUGCCAAUGUUUUGCUUAGCAGCCAAGCUCUAAACCACCACUCUGAGCCACCAGGGAUCCUAUUUAAUAUAUAGUUUUUGCUAAUAAUUACAUGCAGUAAUUCUUCGUAGUAACACACUAGCCAAAAAGGGUUUAACAUUUUCUUGACCCUGGGUAAUGUGACUGCAAAUUUCUUUGGCUUUUAACCUCUGUACAAUGCUGUCCAUUAGGCAUUUUUUUUUUUCUCCAUCAAUAGUCAUCUCAUGAAUCCACAAAUGUAGCAACACUUCCACCUUUUCCAUGGCUUCAUCAUGACCCAUAAAUGCUUCUUUAGCAUUUUCUGGAGCAGCCUUACCUACAGAUUGGUGAAUUUCCUCCUCCUUUUUCUGGGUAUACCAUAUUGCUGACUCAGUAACACUGAGAUCACAGUCAACAGGCUUGUAACUCAUGACCUGAACAAAGCUUAUCUAUCACAAGUAUUUUCUCUGUAAGGCACAUCCCAGCCUUCUUGUGCUUGCAGCACUAGACAGCACUUCAGUGCCACACUUGGGGACCAUUUUAAACAGCAAAAUCACCAAUGAAAAAGCACCAAAAUGUGGCACUAAAUAGACUGUGAAAAAGAACCUUGUUCAUGCUAUGAGAGCUGAAACGAGGGCAGAACAUCGCCUUGUUAGCCCUUAGCUGAGAGCACACACUCUGGUCUUUUGCUGCUCUGCACAUUUCUGUGAAUGACUGCAAAAGUCCCUAGAGUAUUGAUUUGUAGUUAAAAAUAAGGUUUAGUGAGUAGGUGAAUUCAUAAAUCUGGAAUUCACGAAUAAUGAGAAUCGACAGUGUUUGGGUUACAAGUAGACUUUGGGGUCCCCUCCCUAGAUAUUUUGAUUCGCUUGGUCUGGGGUUAUACUCAGGAAUCUGAAUUCUUGACUAAUGCCCCACAUCAUUCUGAUGUGGGUUAAUAUCAUUAGGUUUGGCUUAAUCCCACUUUUCACAUUUGAGGAAACCGAGGUCCAAGGCCAUGAAUAACUUCCCCGAGGCAUCCUAAAGCUCUUCUGUGGCCAAAUUGAGGAUAGAAACAAAUUCUCUAUAAAAUACCCAGCACAGAGGUGGGGCCAAGGUGGCUGACUAGGUAGAUGCUACCUCGGAUCCCUCUUGAAACAAAGACUCGGAAAAACAAGUGAAUCGAUCACAUACAUGACAAUCUACAAACCCUGACCAUCAAACACAGAUCUAAAGAGUUGACCUGAGUGACAGGUGAGCGAAAAGCUGCGCCCUGAACCAGCGACCACUUCUGGAACCCGUGACCCACUCCACAGCCUUUAGCCCUCAUGGUUCCCUGGUGCCAAGUGGUGGGGCUGAUAGUGGCUUGCUGAGGCAGGGCAGGCAUGGGACACAGCCCUAGCCCCUAGCCCCCUGGGGUAACCUCUGUAGAGACUCAGCCAGCACAAGCAGGUGGCACACUGACGUGGCUAAGGAGAGAACGAACGAGCAACCACAGGGAAGCAGCGACGGUUUUCGGAGCCUGGAGCCAGCGUCCCAGUCAGAAAACCUUGGCACUGGGCUUUGCGCACAGCAGAGCGGAGCACGGCAUCCUGAAAUGGCGCAAAAAUGGGACGCAGCCCUAGCUCCCUGAAGUGACCUCCGGGGAAGCCCAGCCAGCUCAUGCAGGCAGCGCAGCAGUGCAGCUGAUGGGAGGAGAGGUCACCGAGAGGUAGUGACUGGUUUUGGAGCCGGGAGUGCAGCAUCCCAGCUGGGGAACUGUGGCACUGGGCUUUGGACUGGGAGGGAGGAACUAACCAUGGCUUCUGAGACAGCACAUGUGCAGGACGUGGGCCUGACCCCCGGGGGCAAUCUCGACCCAGCCAACACGCACAAGCUACCCGCCCCUCAGGAAUCUCAGAUAAAACAGUCCUUAUCAAGCAAGAUAAGUAACUUUGUCUAUAGUCCUGGGUGCUACUCUCUCCUAUCUAUCUGAUCCCUCCCCUCCCCUUCCCAGGUGGCUUCAUUAGCAUUGGAAUUCCCUGGGCCGGAGAGUGAAGUGCUCUGCGUUUUUUUUUGUUUGUUUGUUUCUUUGUUUUGUCUUUCCCUAACCCAUUCUUCUGGCCUGAGAGAAGCAGCUACAAAAAACCCAGGGACCAAGAAUCCUUCCCUGACUUCCUGAAAUUGAACUAAAAAUACAGAACCAGCUCCAGCCAAGCAUAUGAGAUCCACAGUCUUGGGCUUUCAUCCCUACAGGGAACAAGGUGGCUAUUAUAAUGCAAAGGCAGUUCUGAUAGUGAUCUGACUAAUUGUUUUAGCGGAUUACUGGAAAGACAAGUUCCCCAGGUCUCAUAGCUCUACCUAUUAAACAGAGCCCUCACUGACCCACAAAGGGGAACUGAGGGCUGAAGCUCCACCCAAACCACCUAACCUCCUGCCAUAGGGGUCUGAGGAUAGUGACAUCUACCAGUCUGUAGAGGUACAUGCAUUCGGUGCCUAAAGUACAGCUGCAGAGCCCACCCACCAAAGUACUUUAGGAAUAGAGACACGCCUACCUCACUGGAACUUGGGAGAAGCCUGUCAGCAUCCUGUCCCCCCCCCCCCAGAAUGUGACCCCCUGCUACUACUAGACUCUGGUGCACACAACUAUAACCGCUAAUCCUCUAAGUGAAUAGGUGACAGUCUACCCCACACACUUGGUGACCCAAAAUCAGAUUCUACUCAAGAAUAGUGAAUGGACUCUUAGCUUAUAUUUCUGGUAAUGGCCCAAACCAGCUGGUAAGAGAAUGUAAGUGAUUCAAGGGCUACAACAAUCAAAAGACAGUGCAAUCUAGUAGCCCAUCGACGUACAUUGAAAGAAAACAAAACAAGAUAAGACUCAGUGAGCAAACAUAAAAUAAAUCAUUACAAUAUCUUAUAGAUGGCUAGGAGACAGCAGUCGAUAUCAAACCACAUAAAGAAGCAGACCAUGAUUGCUUCUACGACUCCCCAAAUUAAAGAAUCAAAAUCUUUCCCAAAUGAAGAUACAAUCCUGGAAUUGCCAGAUGCAGAAUAUAAAAAACUAAUUUACAGAAUGCUUCAAGACAUCACGGAUGACCUCAAAAAUGAAAUAAGGCAAUUUACAGAAAAAGCCAAGGAACACACUGAUAAAGCAGUUGAAGAAAUCAAAAAGAUUAUUCAAGAACACAGUGGAAAAAUUAAUAAGCUACAAGAAUCCAUAGAGAGACAGCAUUCAGAAAUCCAAAAGAUUUACAGUAAAAUUACAGAAUUAGACAACUCAAUAGGAAGUCAGAGGACCAGAAUCGAGGAACUGGAAUGCAGAGUGGGGGAGAUGGAGGAUAAAGCAAUUGGCACCAAUAUAGUUGAAGAAAAAUAGGAUAAAAGAGUUAAAAAAAAAAAAAAAAAUGAAGAAACCCUAAGAAUCAUGUGG
Loxodonta africana (African savanna elephant) is the source of this 12105-nucleotide messenger RNA. RefSeq names its product membrane bound O-acyltransferase domain containing 1 (gene MBOAT1). Gene Ontology annotation, cellular component: membrane. Gene Ontology annotation, molecular function: acyltransferase activity. The record is from RefSeq and is a predicted model, not a curated record. Bases 184 to 1668 code for a protein of 494 amino acids. Gene Ontology annotation, biological process: lipid modification. Lineage: Eukaryota; Metazoa; Chordata; Mammalia; Proboscidea; Elephantidae. The transcript has 13 exons.